ACCAGUGAGUUAAUAUUUUUUGUUUAUCUUUCAUUGAGCAACAAUCAUCAUUUAAAUCAUUUCUAUUUAUUAAAAUCAUCAUUAAUUGGGUUAAUUAGAAUAGUGUAUUAAUCUUUUAACUCAAUUUCUCCAUUGUAAGGAUGACAUUUUUAAUGAGAAAAAAGAAGUAUAAAUUUGUUGUGUCAUUUACCUUGGAAGAAUUGAGUUCAGUUCCAUUUGUAACUGGACAGAUUUUUGUUAAAUGUCGCCUUCUCGAAGGAGGAUCGUUCCAUUAUAUUUCUCCUAGGGAAGAAGUAAAAGACCAUAAAGUUAAAUGGAACUCUAAAUUUGAUUUCAAUUGUAAAAUGAGUGCAAACCCAUCUAACGGUAUUCUUGACUCGACUCUCCUUCGAUUAUCUGUUCGUAAGGAAGUCAAAGGAGGUCGCUCAUCUCAAAAGCUUGGUUUUGUUGAACUGGAUUUAGCAGAAUUUGCAGGCUCCGGACAGAUAACCAAAAGAUACCUUUUGGAAGGAUAUGACAACAAAAAUUCUAGACAAGAUAAUUCAACCCUUAAAGUGACUAUUGAGAUGACCCUUCUAUGUGGUGAUCCUUUAUUUAAAAGACCAUUAUCAUCAACGAUGCCACUUUAUCCUCCACUUUAUCGUAAUGAUUCACUGUCCGAGGUAACAACCAACAUUUUGGUUGGAAGUGGUGGCGGUGGUAGAGGAGAUAAAACAAACAGUCUAGAUGGUGAUGGUUUAUCAUCAUUAGCCGACGGUUGUCCUAAUAGUGCCAUAGAUGAUGAAACAUCAACACAAUUAAAAUUAGAUAUUAGGGAUAUACCGUUAGAUAAUGAUUGCUAUUCAACGCGUAUAGAUUCUGUUCAAUUAAUCAAUCAAUUAGUCGAAGAAACCAAUUUGGAAAGGUUUAAUAGUCCAGAUGAUCAAGAAAUUGGUUUAAAAUUAAUUGUAUCCAAAGAUGGAACCACUUCCCUUGCCUCUGGAACUUAAAUCUCAACAACAACAAAACAACAAAACAAAACAAUUUUCUGGUCCCAGAGACUAUGGUUAUGGCCUCAUCAUCAUCACCACCAUUAUCACCGAUAUCAUCAUGAAAUCCACCACCACCACCACCUCCACCAAACAUCAUCACUAUCAUCUUCAUCUUCAUCAACUACCAUGCUCAUCGUUGGAAAAAAGAAUCAAGAAAAAAGAGAAAGAAAAAAAGAAAGUAAAAUAUCAAGCAAAUGGACAGAGAAACCUUGAAGAAGAUCAUUCGUCAUUAUGUCCGCUUAUCAUCUUUGUAGGUUUUAUAUGUGUUGUUGAUUGUAUCACUAUUAUUAUUAUUAUUAAUAUUAUUACAAGAAAAAAUUAUUAUUAUUAAUUGUAUCUUAAUAUAUAUCUCAAUGUGUUAUAUUAAGAAAUGAAAAACGAAACUCAAUUGAAAGUCUAUAAGAAAAUAAAAGCAAAAUGUAAAGA
Molecule: messenger RNA, 1457 nt
Organism: Panonychus citri (citrus red mite)
Lineage: Eukaryota; Metazoa; Arthropoda; Arachnida; Trombidiformes; Tetranychidae
Product: protein FAM102A-like
Exons: 3
Coding region: 141-989 (282 amino acids)
Source: RefSeq, a predicted model, not a curated record